AGCUUUGCUCCUCCCUCCUCCUCCGCUGCGAUUCAAGGCGUCCCCUCGCAGCAGCGCCUGGCGGCCAGAAAAAAUUACGUCACUUCGAAAUACUCCUGCUGUAGGACAAUUUCAUUGCUCGUUCUCUCGCUCUCCUGCAGACCUACGCGAAUGAAGGUUUCGCGAGGGCAACUGUAAGGCUUCCUCACAGGAGGAGCCAGUUUCCAUAGAAAACAAGUAACAACAGACGUGGAGACUCUCGGGUCACCAGCUAGAUUUCUCGUUCUUGAUCGCAGGGGAAAAAAUGGUUUUCUCUCUUUCUAAAUGUUGCCAUUAGCAGCCCUUCCGAGUCGGGAAUCGUUUCCUUCGCAUCCUCUUGACAAUAAGAGCUGGCUUGUUAGAGGUCUUGCUGAAUUCUGGGUCUGGUUCAGGAGGUUAGCGAAAGGCAGCAUGACGGAACUGCACGAAGGGGUGGCUGUGGGCAAAUAUGAUUUAGUGGAAGAAAUCCUCAAGAGCGGGCUCGCUGACCCAAACUGCAAAGAUGCAGACUGGAGCGAUAGGACACCUCUCCACUGGGCGGCAGCAAAUGGCCACUCAAAGAUAGUAAAGCUGCUUGUGGAACAUGGCGCUCGCCUUUGCUUGAGAACUGAGGCAGGUUGGACUCCAGCGCAUUUUGCUGCAGAAUCAGGGCGACUCAGCGUGUUAAGAACCCUGCAUUCUUUGCACGCACCGAUUGAUGCUCCAGAUCUCUAUGGGGAUGUCCCAAGAAGAAUUGCAGAGAUCUAUGGGCACAAAGCCUGUGUCAGAUUCUUAGAAAGGGCUGAAAUGGAAUACAAGGUGUAUUGCCAGAUGGCAAAAUCAAAGGGAAUCCAACUGGAUGAGAAAGAUGAAGAUUGGGAGCUUAAGAAGGAAGAACUUUUGAAAAGUAAAUCCUUCUCUCAAAAGAAACCUGUGAAACACAAGAUGCAGGGAAAGCAUGGUGUUCAACUUCAUUCAAGAAAAUAAUGAGAAGAACAGAAUAUUUCAGAUGAGCUAGAUAAUAAGAUCUUAUCUCCCUUAACUUACUAGUCAUUGCAAUCCAUCUAUUUCAUUUUUCUAUUUUUCCAUUCUUUGACGUGAUUAAUGAUGAUGGGCUCAUCUCAUCAUAUCAGAUUAAGAAUUUUUUUAAAUGUGCACAA
Molecule: messenger RNA, 1157 nt
Organism: Python bivittatus (Burmese python)
Lineage: Eukaryota; Metazoa; Chordata; Lepidosauria; Squamata; Pythonidae
Gene: ANKRD66
Product: ankyrin repeat domain 66
Molecular function (GO): protein binding
Source: RefSeq, a predicted model, not a curated record